GUGUCUGGUGCAGACUUACUACUCAAUUUCAUUCAAAAUCUGUCAAGUAUUACAUAAAGUGCCAUAGAAUGUUCGGAUUUAAAUUUUUUCUUACCUUACUUCUUCUUGGAAAGUCAACAUUUGGCAACCCGAUCUUGAUAGAAAUCAGUGACGAAGGAUCUGGAUACGGUUCAGGCGAUGCCAAAUUAGAAUUUGGAGAAGGUAGCGGCGAAGGAAGUGGUGAAAUUUUAGAUGUUUUGGGUGAAAAUAAGACCUCGUUACUGUCAGCGGAUCAAAAAUUCGUUCAAUUAGUGCAACAAAAUUACUCAGAUAAUAAUUUAUUGAUGAAAAUCGAUGAAGAUGCAUUUGUAGCUGUUAGUCAAAAGUUAAACGAAAGUGAAUUAUCGAGUGAUUUUGAUGAAAAAUUAACAGAUUUUAAGACUGUAACACAAAAAAUUGAACAAUAUGUGAACCGAAAUGGAGAAAAAGCUGCUAAAAAAUCUAAAGAACACAAUUUAUCAACAAUUUUUGGUGAAAAUUACAUUACUACAGAACCCACAGAACAAGAAAUCGAUCAACUUUUAAAUCAAAAUGAAAUCCAAGACGACUCUCUGAACGAAAUCGAUGUCCAAGACACAAAUUUGAAUGAAAUUGAAACAAGUCUCAACAUUUAUUCAGAAGAAAUGGAUCACACAACGAUCAAUCCUUUCAUCGUUGAUCAUUUAACGCCGUUCAACGUUCUUUCUUCCAACGAUACAUUACCUUCAGAAGCUUUCCACACAAUUUAUUACGAAAAAGACACCGCUGAAGACAAAAUUCAUGACGUCAUAUUCCACUCAUCUACUAAAAAAUCGAAAUCAAAGGACAAAGCCGCACGCAAAGCAGGAAAAAAAGAAGCGAAAAAAUCAAAAAAGGCUAAAAAACGUAACAAGAAAGUACAAAAUUUGGAAACAACCAUCGAUCCAUUUGCAAGUGCUGAGGAGUUAACAUCUCCUUCUCCUAAAAAUAAUCCACUGGAAUACGGGUUUGAGGUUGUCGACUAUAAAUUUGACGUUGACGAGGUUUUAAAAGAGGAAAACGAAAAGUUGAACGAAAUAACUGACGAAUUUUAAGUAAAUUAAAGCAUUGAUUCCUUAAAGCUAGAUCAAAAAACCAAAAUUAUUCUCUAAAUAUUCAUAAUUUUUAUUUUGUUUCUUCUUUUUUAUUAUAUUAUAUAUUUAUAGUA
Culicoides brevitarsis is the source of this 1204-nucleotide messenger RNA. RefSeq lists its product as uncharacterized. The record is from RefSeq and is a predicted model, not a curated record. Bases 69 to 1091 code for a protein of 340 amino acids. Lineage: Eukaryota; Metazoa; Arthropoda; Insecta; Diptera; Ceratopogonidae. The transcript is spliced from 2 exons.